CUUCCUCUCUCUCUGCUCUACCUUUGCCCCAACUCUUCUUCUUUUUUUUUUUUGUGUUGUACAACGUACGACAUCCUCGAUACCAGCUGUGUCGCGAGUGAUUUGAACCCCCCCCUUACCUUGCACUCAUAAAAGGAGAGGGAACCCUACAACACUUUACACACCCCGCCGUUUAACCCAUCUUGUGUGCAAGAGCUUCUCUCCUCGACCAAAUUAUCCGCAACAAUGAGCAACAAUCAAGAUCGAGACCGUGGUGCUUCUCCAAAUAGCAAUUACCCGACUACUCCUGGUACCGCGUACCAGCAAACUUAUGGAGGUCAGCCGCCGCAGCAAGGAGGUUAUUUCCCUCAGCAACAGCAGCAGCAGUUCGGUAAUGCUCUGUACAAUAAUCCACAAUACCCUCAGCAACAGCAGUAUCAACAGUUUCAGACUCAGACUCAGCAGCUUUAUCAGCAGCAGGGACAAGGUUAUGAUGCAAACGGGCUUGCACACCAGUUGCAAAAUCAACAUUUAAGCGCACGCCAGGGCAAUCAGAACAAUCCACCGGGCUCUCCGCAGGGUCAACGACCACGUACAUCCGGUUCUUUACAGGCUUCUGGGAGCUUGAAAGAUGAUUACGUUGUCUUUCUUCGAGAUGAUAGCACUUUCAGUUCGUCCACAAGGGAGAGAGCGAAAGCACUCAAAGUCAAGGUGGAGCUUCACUAUAAUCAGAGUGUUGCGUAUGCCGUAGAGAGAAAUCAAAGACGUGUUGAGCUUGAACAGGAUAUCCUAGGCGAAGGCAAGAUGUCCGAGGAGCGAAAAAAACGUCGUCGUCAACAUCUCGGGAAACAAGAGUCAUCAUUCCUACGGCUCCGCCGGAUGCGCCUUCAUGCCGAUGAUUUUGUAACUGUCAAGGUUAUUGGCAAGGGGGCAUUUGGUGAAGUUCGCCUGGUACAGAAGCGAGACACUGGGAAAAUUUAUGCGAUGAAAACUUUACUUAAGUCGGAAAUGUUUAAGAAAGAUCAAUUAGCGCACGUGAAGGCUGAGAGAGACGUUCUAGCUGAUUCUGAUUCUCCGUGGGUGGUCAAUUUGUUCUACUCUUUCCAGGACGCUGUAUAUCUGUACCUGAUCAUGGAGUUCUUGCCUGGUGGGGAUUUAAUGACUAUGCUCAUUAAAUACGAAAUAUUUAGUGAGGAUGUUACAAGGUUUUAUAUGGCUCAAUGUGUUCUGGCGAUUGAGGCAGUUCACAAGCUUGGCUUUAUUCACCGCGAUAUCAAACCGGAUAAUAUUCUCAUUGACAAAGAUGGGCAUAUAAAACUUUCAGAUUUUGGUCUUUCGACUGGUUUUCACAAGACCCAUGACCAAAAAUACUAUCAGCGUUUGAAAUCUCGUAGACUUAUGGCAUACUCUACGGUCGGAACUCCUGAUUACAUUGCGCCAGAGAUUUUCCUUAAUAAAGGAUACGGUCAAGAAUGUGAUUGGUGGAGCUUGGGAACAAUUAUGUUCGAAUGUUUGGUUGGGUGGCCACCUUUCUGUGCCGAAGACGCCCAUGAGACAUACAGGAAGAUUGUCAACUGGCAGACCCAACUUUACUUUCCGGAGGAAAUUAUUCUCAGUCCUGAGGCGGAAGAUCUCAUCAGAGGAUUAAUUACUUCGGCGGAUCAGAGAUUGGGAAAGCGUGGCGCAGACGAGAUUAAGGCACAUCCUUUUUUCAAUGGCGUGAAUUGGGACAGCUUAAGAUCAAUUGAGGCCCCGUUUAAACCCAAUUUGUCAUCCAUUACUGACACAUCCUAUUUCCCGACUGAGGAGCUGGAGAAUGUGCCGACCGCCCCUGCACUUGCAGCUGUCAUGUCCGAGGGAAGUUCACAGCCAUUGGCAAUUGGUGAGGAAACCGGUUUGCCGUUCAUCGGUUACACUUACAAGAGAUUUGAACAUCUCAGGAAGAGCGGUGGCCUCUAA
Tuber melanosporum (Perigord truffle) is the source of this 1938-nucleotide messenger RNA. RefSeq lists its product as uncharacterized. Gene Ontology annotation, molecular function: ATP binding; protein serine/threonine kinase activity. Lineage: Eukaryota; Fungi; Ascomycota; Pezizomycetes; Pezizales; Tuberaceae. Gene Ontology annotation, biological process: peptidyl-serine phosphorylation; intracellular signal transduction. The transcript has 7 exons. The record is from RefSeq and is a predicted model, not a curated record. Bases 226 to 1938 code for a protein of 570 amino acids.